UCAUUACCUUGAUUUUCCAAAACACACAGUAUAUCCAGUGCGCGGGGACAGAGGGAACGUUAUAAGUUCUGCUAUACCAGGAGGUAAAACCAGCGAUCAGAGAAGAAGCCAUGAUCUUCUCACCACAAACCAUACUGGGCCUCCUCCUUGGCACAAUCUUGCUCUGCAGCCAGGCAGAAGACACCUGUCCAGUAGUAAAAUGGAUCGGUGUUGAUGAAUCGGGCAAACUGGCUAUUCUAAGGGGAUGCCCAGGGAUCCCAGGACACCCGGGACUGCAGGGACCUCCAGGACCCCAGGGACAUAAAGGUGAUCGGGGAUUUCCUGGCCAAAUAGGAAAACUGGGACCAACUGGAGAGAAAGGAGGCACAGGAGAAAAAGGUGACCCAUACACUCCGAUUGAUCCAGCUGCAAAGAACUGUAAGGAGCUGAGGGACCAAGGCGUGGUUCUUGAUGGCUGGUACACAAUAUACCCAGACGGCAUGCAGCCUCUGAUGGUGCUAUGUGACAUGACUACAGAUGGAGGAGGAUGGAUAGUGUUUCAGAGACGUGUGGACGGUUCGGUAGACUUUUACCAAGACUGGGAGACCUACAAAAGAGGGUUUGGAAAUCAUCUCAGUGAAUUCUGGUUGGGUAAUGAGAAUAUUCACCGGCUUACAUCCAGAGGUAAAUUUAAUCUCCGCGUGGAUUUAGAAGAUUUUGACAACAAGCGAACCUACGCCAUAUACAGGGAUUUUAGACUUAGCGGAGAAAAGUGGGCCUACACUUUGUACAUCGGUAAAUUCAUUGAAGGCACCGCAGGAGAUUCACUAGGAUCACACAAGAAUGAAGCCUUCUCCACCAAAAAUAGGCAGAACGACAAGGCUAAAAAAGAGUGGACAUCCUGUGCCGAAUAUUUCAAAGGAGCCUGGUGGUUUUAUUCCUGCCUUCGCUCCCACCUGAAUGGUGAAUACAUGAGGGUCAAACCAAUAAAACAAGGGUAUGGGAUCAUCUGGAGCAUUUUCAGAGGCAACCUGUACUCCCUAAGGUCCUCAGAAAUGAAGUUUCAUCCUGUUUGA
Messenger RNA from Bufo bufo (common toad), 1055 nucleotides. Its product is annotated as ficolin-1-B-like. Lineage: Eukaryota; Metazoa; Chordata; Amphibia; Anura; Bufonidae. Bases 111 to 1055 code for a protein of 314 amino acids. The record is from RefSeq and is a predicted model, not a curated record. The transcript is spliced from 8 exons.